UACAAUGUUACUUUUACUUGGGACAAUAACGUUACUAGGGUCUUUAAUCAUUUCAAAAUGCCAGCAAGACAUGUUAAUACGAUCGCAAGGGGUCUUCCAGUUUAAAGAUCCCUCAAAUUCGACAUCCCAAACGAGACCUCGAGGAGCCAUGAUGGACCUGGCUAUGAGGGCUCUUUCGCCUGUAAGACGACCAACUACGACGUCUGUUGAUUUCUUUGGAUUUCUGAGAGAUGCAUAUCCGUUGCCUGGCGGUCAAACGGACGCGUGGGCAGAGUACGAUUACGUGAUAGUAGGUGCGGGCUCGGCAGGCAGCGCUGUAGCCUCACGAUUGACGGAGCAGCGUGACGUCACAGUCCUGGUGCUGGAGGCGGGCAGAGCUGAAAACAUCCUUACCGACGUGCCAGCGCUCGCGCCGUACUUUCAACGGACGGAGUACGCGUGGCAGUACAGGACGGAGCCGCAGCCGGGCGUGUGUUUAGGUAUGGAAGGCCGCCGUUGCCUUUGGCCCAGGGGCCGCGCUGUUGGCGGUACCAGCGUGAUCAAUUACAUGCUCUACACAAGAGGUCGGCCCGAGGACUGGGACAGGAUAGCUCGGGACGGGAAUUACGGCUGGUCAUACGAGGACGUGCUGUCAUAUUUCAUGAAACUAGAAAGGUCAAAUCUCAUAGAAAACAAUGAAAAUCCAUAUAAAGGUCACAGUGGAAAAGUUUCUAUUGAAAAUCCACCGUUGAGAACCCGUUUGAUACAAGCUUUUUUGGCUGCUGGUAGACUUCUGGGCGAUAAAACAGUCGACUACAACGACCCUGACAAAGUGGGCCUGGGAUACGCGCAGACCACAACAUCCAAGGGUCAUCGCCACAGCGCUGCUAAAGCGUACCUACACCCCCACAAAAACCGAAAAAAUUUGCACAUUUUGCCAGAAACCAGAGCUACAAAAGUGGUUAUCGAUAAAGCUACCAAAACCGCAACCGGUGUAGAAUACGUACGAAAUGGCAUGAGAUACAUGGUAAAAGCAAGGAGGGAGGUUAUUUUAUCAGCGGGGCCCAUAGAAUCGCCUAAACUUCUCAUGUUAUCAGGAAUAGGCCCGGAGAACCACUUGAAAAAGUUUAACAUAACCGUACUUCAAAAUUUAAGCGUUGGCAGGACUUUGUAUGAUCAUAUUUCAUUUGACGGGAUAGUGUUUACGUUAAAUACGUCGAACAUCAGUUUAAUAGAAUCUAGAGAGGCUAAUCUACCAAAUAUAAUAAGAUGGAUUAAUUAUGGCGAUGGUCCGCUUGCUUCUCCUGGUGGAGUCGAAGGACUUGGUUAUAUUAAAACGGACGUGCCGCAUGAGGAUGAUGUUUAUGUAGACCUCGAGUUGCUAUCCAUCGGAGGUUCAAUCGGUUCCGACGGAGGUGGAGCCAUCCGGCAAGGAAUGAGGAUAAGAGACGAUGUAUUCAAUCCAGCCUACGGGCCCAUCGUCAAUAGAGAAACCUGGAGCGCCUUCCCGAUGCUCUUAUAUCCAAAAUCCAGAGGCUACUUAGAAUUAAGGGAUAAGAAUCCGUUAAGCCCACCGAAAAUUGUUAAUAAUUACCUAACACAUCCGAGAGAUGUAGCGACAAUGCUUGCCGGAAUACGAUAUGUAAUCAAAAUGGGUGACUUGACGCCGUUUAAAAAAUACGGAUCAGCAUUAUUCCAGCCGAAUUUUCCGGAAUGUAGAAAUCGAACAUUUAAUAGAGAUGACUUCUGGGAAUGUGCGCUACGACAGCUCACGCAGACGGAGCACCACCAAAUAGCAACGUGCAAGAUGGGCCCAGUCUCCGACCCAGACGCCGUAGUAGACAAUGAAAUGAAGGUGUAUGGAAUAGAAAGACUACGGGUCAUCGACAGCAGUAUAAUUCCUAGACAUAUAGCUGCACACACUAAUGGACCGGCCAUGAUGAUCGGCGAAAAAGGCGCGGACCUGCUUAAACAAGCUUGGAAAUGGAAAACUGAGAAUUAUCAACAAAGUGUGCCACAGAAUAAGGAUAAUGAGUUCUAUUUAAUAUGA
Molecule: messenger RNA, 2029 nt
Organism: Cydia amplana
Lineage: Eukaryota; Metazoa; Arthropoda; Insecta; Lepidoptera; Tortricidae
Product: glucose dehydrogenase [FAD, quinone]-like
Exons: 5
Coding region: 5-2029 (674 amino acids)
Molecular function (GO): oxidoreductase activity, acting on CH-OH group of donors; flavin adenine dinucleotide binding
Source: RefSeq, a predicted model, not a curated record